Messenger RNA from Drosophila suzukii, 1428 nucleotides. RefSeq names its product Peptidoglycan recognition protein LF (gene PGRP-LF). Lineage: Eukaryota; Metazoa; Arthropoda; Insecta; Diptera; Drosophilidae. Gene Ontology annotation, biological process: peptidoglycan catabolic process. The record is from RefSeq and is a predicted model, not a curated record. Gene Ontology annotation, molecular function: zinc ion binding; N-acetylmuramoyl-L-alanine amidase activity.
GUCGGGGAUUUUUUGCAGCCGUCAACAGAAGUAAACAACAAUCAACCAACUUGCUAAUGGGUCGGGCUCAGUUCAGUUGGGAUCGGACAUUCGUCUGGAGAGGAACGAUCGUUGUGGUGGGGUUCAACCAACAUAUCUCAAGAUGCAGAAAACCGUGGCAAUUGCUCUUCCAGAAGAGCCAGAUACUGCUGUAAAAAGAUUUCCCCGCGAGCUUCUCUAUCUCUGUACAAUUCUUCUGAUGCUUGUGGCUCUGGUAGCCGGCUAUUGCUUUUGGGCGAUGACCCACUCCACGAGUUCUCCGAACAAAGGCCUGCACAUACUCGAUCGCAGUGAAUGGCAGGGGGAACCACCGAGUGGAAAGUACCCACAUCUUAAGCUGCCCGUCUCCAACGUGAUCAUUCACCAUACGGCAACAGAAGGAUGCGAACAAGAGGAUGUUUGCAUAUACCGGAUGCAGAUUAUUCAGGCAUACCAUAUGAAAUCCCUGGGCUGGGUGGACAUUGGCUACAACUUCCUGGUGGGAGGCGAUGGUCAAGUCUACGUGGGACGCGGCUGGCACAUUCAGGGUCAGCAUGUCAGUGGAUACGGUGCCAUAUCUGUCAGUAUUGCCUUCAUCGGGACUUUUGUGAAUGUGGAACCAUCGACUCGACAAAUUGAAGCUGCCAAGAGAUUAAUGGAUGAGGGUGUACGACUCCAUAGACUGCAUCCAGAUUAUCAUAUUUAUGCCCACCGUCAAGUUAGUCCCACCGAAAGUCCUGGCCAGAAACUAUUCGAACUCAUGAAGAAGUGGCCGCGUUUUGCGCCAGAUGCAACAUCACUGCGCCUCCUUAGCAAUGCUACCUUGAAGUUUGUGACUAGGCCUUAUUGGCUAGCCCAACCUCCAACAGUACCACUCACCCUACAAGAACUUCCCAUUCAGAGCGUGAGAUUCGUGUCUACCAAUACUAAAUCUUGUUCCACUCAAGCCGAAUGCGUUUUCCGAGUGCGCCUGUUGCAAAGUUUCCAUAUCGAGAGUAUUGGAUAUAAGGACAUUAACUAUAAUUUCGUGGCGGCCGGAGAUGGGCACAUCUACGAGGGCAGGGGCUGGAAUCACAGCUGUGAGGCCUCAAAAGAUGGAGAUGGGCAGGAUCCAAAAGAACUAGUAGUGGCCUUUGUGGGUCCUCCGAGUAGCAAUAAAAAGCUAGCCUUGGACCUAAUACAACAGGGCAUCAAACUGGGUCACAUUAGCAAGGAUUAUAUUUUAAUUGACGACUCAGAAAAGUCUUAGAAAACUGGAAGCAGGGGGAAUGAAGCAAUACCAGUGCCAUUCCUGUGCCAUCUUUCAAAGUGAUAUUAAUUUAAGAACUAGUUUAUGUCAACGAAAAUAUCUCAUAUGAAAUACGUCACAAUCUCCUUUGUAUUUAUAGAAAUAAACAUGCCUUUAUUGAG